AUGGCAUGGUGGAAGGCUUGGAGUGAAGCAGAGGGCAGGUCUGUGACAGGCGCUUUAAACUUUGACCCCGCACCUGAUGCUCAGAUUCUGUUCAAGGCCAUGAAAGGGCUUGGGACUGAUGAACAAGCUAUAAUUGAUGUCCUAACCAAGAGGAGCAAUAUGCAGCGUCAACAGAUUGCCAAAUCCUUCAAAGGACAGUUUGGAAAGGAUCUGAUUGCAAGUCUGAAGUCUGAACUGAGUGGCAGCUUUCAGAGGCUCAUGGUAGCUCUCAUGUACUCCCCAUUCAAGUAUGAUGCCAAGGAGCUCUAUGAUGCCAUGAAGGGUGUGGGAACAAGUGAAGAUGUUAUCAUAGAGAUUCUGGCAUCCCGGACAAAGGCGCAGAUCAAAGAGAUAAUCAAGGCUUACAAAGAAGAAUACGGUUCUGAUCUGGAAGAAGACAUAAAAUCGGAAACGAGUGGCUACUUUGAACAGAUUCUGGUUUGCCUUCUUCAGGGUGAGAGGGACAAUGCCACUCUCUAUGUGGACACAGCACUGGCUCUCCAGGACGCACAGGCUCUCUAUGCGGCUGGGGAGAAGAUACAGGGCACUGAUGAGGUACAGUUCAUCAAAAUCUUGUGUGCAAGGAGUGCCACACACUUGCUGAAAGUGUUUGAAGAAUAUCAGAAGCUGGCCGGAAAGAGCAUAGAAGACUCUAUCAAGAGUGAAACCUCUGGUUCGCUUGAGGAUGCCAUGCUGGCUAUUGUGAAAUGCACCAGGAGUGUCCAUCGCUACUUUGCAGAGAGGCUGUACCACGCUUUAAAGGGGGCUGGCACCAGUGAUGGCACUCUUACAAGGGUGAUCGUUUCUCGAAGUGAAGUUGACUUAAAUCUUAUACAGGCUGAAUUCAAGCAUAUUGCAGGAAAGUCUCUCUCCAGUAUGAUUCUGGAUGACACCAGUGGCGAUUACAAGACAGCCUUGCUGAAUCUCUGUGGCAGUGACUGA
This is a messenger RNA of Tauraco erythrolophus (red-crested turaco), 981 nucleotides long. RefSeq names its product annexin A8 like 1 (gene ANXA8L1). Gene Ontology annotation, cellular component: cytoplasm; nucleus; vesicle membrane. The record is from RefSeq and is a predicted model, not a curated record. Gene Ontology annotation, biological process: endosome organization; endosomal transport; negative regulation of serine-type endopeptidase activity. Gene Ontology annotation, molecular function: calcium-dependent phospholipid binding; calcium ion binding; phosphatidylserine binding. NCBI's taxonomy places the organism in Eukaryota, Metazoa, Chordata, Aves, Musophagiformes, Musophagidae.